Messenger RNA from Ceutorhynchus assimilis (cabbage seed weevil), 4462 nucleotides. Lineage: Eukaryota; Metazoa; Arthropoda; Insecta; Coleoptera; Curculionidae. The record is from the annotation of a GenBank genome assembly.
UGGUAACAUGCAUGAAAUAUGAAAAGAAGUAAACAAACAAAAUAUUAUUAACAGCAUUCCAAGACAAGAAAUAGUGAAAGUUUAUUUAAACCUAAUAAUUAUUUGUAUGUAUUAAAAUGAGUUCAGAUUCUCAAACUACCGAGCAAAAACCAGUUUUCAAAUCGACCUCCUGGUUCUCAUCAAGACAAUCGAAGAAACGCACUUGGAAAGGACUCAAACAAAUAAUUUCAUCGGAGAAAGCGUUACCCUGGCCUGAAAACGUGGUACACUACAGUAGUAUCAAUGCACCGCCGUCGUUUAAGCCUCCCGAAAAAUUUUCAGAUCUUUCUGGCCUAUCAGCUAACUACACGGACCCACAAAGUCGAUUGCGUUACGCAAACAAGGAUGAAUACGCCACCCUGAUUGAUUUGCCUAUGGAUAUUACUGCUGGAUAUUUGGCAUUGCGUGGGGCUACAAGUAUUGUAGGUUAAUUUACACAGGCAUUGCUGUUUCUGUGUGUGAGGGGAAGACCACAAGAGUAGACACAAAUUAAGACUGUACUCUGUACAGAAUGUUGUCAAAUGAAGUUUUUCUCUCUAACACAGAAUUUCACCUAUUUUUAAAUAAAAUUGUUCCUGCAUUUGCAUUUUGGACAUUCUCCUAUUCCAAAAUCGAAAUUGCAAUGCAUUAAUAACGUGACCAUUUAUUUCUGGACUCAAAACGGGACAAACGCUUAUUUAAGUCAAUUACCAGUUUCACAAUAGAAAAAACACAUUCUUAAUAAGUUUUAUUUUAAUUAUUGAAAGAGUACUGCAAAUUUAAAUAAGUAUUGGUAUGAAACAUAAUUGCUCAGGUGUUUUUAUAUUUUUCAGAGGAACAAAUCUGAUUCAAUAAAUGUUUCUAGAAUAAGGACCCUGAAAUCAUCACCAGUCCUUAUUCUAAAAACAGAAACCGGGGAUUAGCGUUCCCAGAAGAACGAGUGUUUUGUCUUUGUUACUUAUAUUAGAUAUCAUUUGCAUGUCAUUUAGAAAGAUGGAACACUUGUUCUCUUGGGAACGUUGCUCCCCUGUUUUAAGAAUAAGGGAGGAUUUUCAUGCAUCCGUUUUUCCGUCGAAAUAUGUCCGUAAAGUCUUCUAUUUUGACAUAUUUAUAUACGAUUAUGUCAGAAUAGAAUGUUAAACGGACAUAUUUCGUCGGAAAAACGGAUGCAUGAAAAUCCUCCUUAAGGACCCGGUAACCAUGUAAGAAUUAGCUCUAUCCCAACCGACAUGAAAACCGUUCUAGAACGAUAAUUUCCAGUCGAUCAAUUCAUUUGUCAAGUAGGAUAAACGCUCAACUUAUUGAAAAAUAGGUGUGCAACUCGAAAUUGUUGGUUCUGGAACGGUUGGAACAGAGCUAAAAUUCUUGGCACGUUUUUUUAAUCUUAAUCUUGGUUAUCAAUAUUGCCUUGAUAACCGAGACCUGUAACUGGGUUUUUUCUGUUGUCCACAGUUUGUUCAUCAAAGAAAAGACCCUUUCUACUGGUGCGUUCGAGAACCAGGUGAGCCAUUGACCGAACACUCUAGUCCUGACUGGGUGUCUAUUCUCGAAAACGGGGAACAGCGUUCUCAUCAGAAUGAAGGUUCCGUCUUAGUCGCCCAUAUUUAUAUUUCUAUGACACUGACAAAGACAGCGCAAUCGUUCUCGUGAGAACGCUGUUCAGUUUUCGCCGAUUUCGAGAAUAGACGCAGACACACUGGAGUGAAAUUCAAGCAUAUAACAUUUAUGAUAUGACAUACGCCAUUAUUAUUUUCUUUUCCGUGGGGUUUGGGAAAACGGGACAAUUUCGCGUCCCGUAGUGUUUCUCGGGGACACCAGGGCCCGUAUUCUCGUCUCCAGGGAACAGGGUUCUCUCAAGAGAACGAAUGCUCUGUCUUAGUCAUCCAUAUUGUUAUUGCCAUAAUACUGACAAAGAUAGAGCAACCGUUCUCUUGAGAGAACGGUGUUCCCUGGUUACGAGAAUACAGGCCCGGGACGGAGAGCUGAAAUAAGGGACUGUCCCGUUGAAAACGGGUCGUAUGGUCACGUUAUGCAUUAAGUAUGUACAUUCAUCUAUGGGUUAGGUUUUUUAUGUUAUACACAGAUUAAUGUUAUAUUUAUGAUGACAUUAAUUCUGAUGUAAAUGUGAUGUCAUCCUAAAUAUAGCCAUCUCUGAUAUAGGGUUCAUUGGAUAUAGUGUAAAAACCCUAUAGAUAAUAGUUAUUUAUACACCAAGUGAGUUAAAUGAAUGUUUAUUCAUGAGAAGAAAGUUCGAAUGAAUAAAACAUUCUAACUCACGUGAUGUAUACAAAAUUUUAUCCCAUUUUGUGGGAAUUUACAAAAUAAAGUACAAGUAAAAAUGCCCAGAGUGAGUUAAAAAUAUUUUAAAUCACUGAGGUGUCGGACUUUUAGUUGGGCAGAGUGACUUAUCAAUGCCGAGAGUGACUUAAAUUUUUUUUAAAUCAGUGAGGUGAUACACGUCUACUUACCUCUAUCGUUAUGCGUUCAAUAAUGUCAUUUUUAAACGUCAAAAUGGGAUAACAUGAAGAUGAACUAAGUAGUUGUAGCUUGUUUUACUGCAUACAGGGUGUUUUCUAAUUGAAUGUCAAUAUUGACAAUAUUCAAGGAGACAAGCUGCUUACGGUCAAGCACUUUUCUUACCUAAGUUAAAGUUAGUUUCUUAGCUGAGCUAAGUUGUUUGAUCGUACGCGCAAUUCAUAUAGGCUGAUCAGCUGCCAGCUGCCUAUCAAGUUACGACUCACGUCACAUAUUUCUAGUUCGGGUUCUAGUUACGACGAGAGUUUCAGGUUCAGUUUGUUGUUUUUAUUAAUUCAAUUCAAAUUUCGAAAAAUGCGUACUUCGCGCCAACUUAGGUCAGCUAAGUUAUCUCAGUUAAAAAUCUGGGUGUCUUAGCAGGGGAAAGGGGGGAAGGCAGAUUCUAACUUAGUUGUGAUAGAUCGUACGCGCAACUAAGUUAGAUUCUUUAAGUUAGGUAAGAAAAGUGCUUGAUCGUAAGCAGCUUAUUAUUUUAGGGUCUAUUUCAAGAAGUAAACUUCAUAUGAAGGACGUGUGUCCAAGAAAUAGAUUAAUUUUUUUUUGGUGAAAACCAUGCGUCAAGUGGUCAACUUUGCUUAGAAUUGAUUUGGGAAUGGGGAUUUCAAUAAUUUUUAUUUUAAGAGAAAUCGGUGGCAUACUGUUCGUUCCACAAGGGUUUGUACUUACGCUUGACUAAAACAAAUUAAUUACGUCAAAAACGUUCGUUGGUUUUCAAGCCAGAAGUCAUUCAAUACAAUACAAAAUCUGAACGCUAUUGAAUUUAUAUGAAUCAAUCUACGAUAAAUAGUUUUUCCCGAGUUAUGACACUAUCGAUGUCAAAAGUAAAAACCUUCGUGAAAUGAACCCUAUCAUAAUUGGCAGGUCAAAUUCCGUACAAAUGCCACUGGUGGAAAUUGAAAGAAUGUGGUAAAGUCUGUUUUUUUUAAAGAUAAUUCCCCAAGUCAAAAAUUUAGUAACUAUGUUGGCAACACAAGCCUUUUCUACAUAAAAAAUUUAAAAGCAUUGACAACUGUACAUUGUAUUGCCAACAUAAUGUCAUUUUGACUUUUAUCUUUAAAAAAAAACAGGCUUUACAUUAGAAAAUGUCUCUUGAUAAAUAGUACAGUAUGCCAAACUUCAUUAAAAUAUCCAAAGGGGUCUUAACAGUAACAGAAUAGAUAUUAAUAUUUAUAUUUCUCAUUUUAAACUAUUUAUAUAUAUUGUUGUUUUUUUUUUCUAUUUUAGACUGUUCAUUUGUUUUUUCCUAAUUAUUUAUUGUUCUCCACAGAUAAUAUUGAAAGACCUUGUUGGGUGCAUAUUAACCAAAUUAGUUGCUAAUCUUUUUUUAUCAUAGCUUUUUAUCUAUUUGUUGAGAAAUAUGAAGCUAUCACUUGUCAGAUAUUUUUGUUUUUCUAUUGUUCUUGCUUUUUUUUACUCUGAGUGUUUUUAUAUGUAGAUACUUUAUUUGUAAUUUUAAUAAUGAAUAGAUUUAAGUGUUUUAAAUUAAGUUUGCUUUGUCAAUAAGAUUUAGAGUUUCUUGGACAAUAAAGCAUGUGUACUACUACUACUACUACUACUACUACUACUACUAAUAAUAAAUGAUUUAUUUUUAAAAUCUUAUCAAUCCAAAAAUCGCCCCCUUAAAUAUUGACAUUCAAUUAGAAAAUACCCUGUAUAUCAAUAUAAGACAACUGACUGCAAAAGGAUAAAGUACAAGUUGAGUCAUGAACACAAAAUUACAUUGCAAUUGGAAGUACCAUGAUGAAAAAAAGAGAAGAUAAGCAAAUUUCUGGAUCCCUUCAGAUCAGAAUUUGCGUAGUUUUAAUCACAAACUAAUAAUUAAUUAUUCUAAUUCUAUCAACUAUUUGAAUUUAAAUGUAUCAAUUAAAAAAAAAACUUCAAUUUUAAUAAAAUACAUACUUAUACAAAU